Molecule: messenger RNA, 2348 nt
Organism: Didymodactylos carnosus
Lineage: Eukaryota; Metazoa; Rotifera; Eurotatoria; Philodinida; Philodinidae
Source: the annotation of a GenBank genome assembly
CCAGCGGUAGCAGGUACGAAUGCAAAAAACGGGUUACCUGCAAGAAAAGCUCGUGUAAAGAGAAAAUAUUCAGUCCACCUCCCCAAACCUGUACCUCGCACUGGCCGUUUUAUCAUCUCCGCUAUCAGAUAGACAAGAGAGAGAGAAUGUGUGUGUGUGUAUAUGUAUUACAACAAGAAUUAGCUAUUGCGUGACGUGUUGUUAAUCUCUCCCUUCUCCAUUCAACUGUGUCUACUACAAAUGAUGAGUAGAACUUUUUAUUUCGAUAUCAUUCGUUCAUGAACGGAAGCACUCUCUUUUAUCUGUCCAUCUUCUAUAGACUUCAAAUGACAGAACAAGAAAGUCGAUGAUCAAUGAAUGAUGUUUGAAGUUUAAAUAAAAAACAAACUAUAUUUGAACAUGAUUUGAUUUAUUUGAAAAAGAUGAGUUUCAUACACGUGGACAUUUAUUUAGAUGAUCUAUAUUGUCAUAUGAAGCGGUGUGUCUGCUUUUAAAUUUUAGAGCAAACUUUUAACAGUUUGAACAUGAAGAUAAACGAGGAGGUAUUAUGUCAAAUGACGUUUCGUUUCAUUGCAAACAAUUGUCCAUCUUUUAUCUUCAAAGUGUGUUAGCAGCGAAGAUUAGACUCGGCUUGUUGACAGAAUAAACGUCAAAUGUACUUCGACCACUCUGGAAACGAACAGAGGUCGGAAAGUGGAGAUUUAAAGAACUCGAUCUCAGCUAAGUUUAAUUGUCAAUACGGAAGUGAUGCCGAAGACCAUUGCUUAACGUCGAAAUUAUUUGGUACCACUGAUGUUGUAGAAGAAAAUAUGAUGGAGCAGAGAUAAGAGUCAAAAAUGGGAACAUACCAUUUGUAAGGUAAUAAACGUAAUAAAAACUCAAAUAAACAAGUUAUUUUAAAAACUGAAAGUUAUAAAUGCGAAUAGCCAGGAUCUCGCUUCGAAACUUUCAACCAGAUGAGAGAUACAAACAUUACCAACGCACUUUACAAAUUUGAGUUGUUUUCUUCUACAUGGUUCAACGUUUCGUUACAAGCACCAGCCACUGAGACGAUACCCACACUAUUGUUUGAUUUACGGCAUGGCGCACGUUUAGAUCGCGUUAAGAUAGAGAACUUCUUCCACUAUCUAAUAUCCAUGAAAUAUCUUCAUUAUUUGAAAAACGAGCACAGAAAGUGAUGGACAUGAUUGCGGCGAAAGGAGCAGGGUGUAGUAUUUUGAAAUGGUCAUCAACGAUAAAAAGUUUAUUUCUCAGUAUCAGAAAAAUAACAUUGCUCACUACCUUCAUUAAACAGCUGAUCGUUGUCUUUUUUCUGUUCGUAACCAAUCACAGACGGAUACAAACAGCUGAUCUCAUAUGUACCGUGUGUGUACCUAUAUAUGACACGGUAUAGAAGAAAAAAAAGAGAAAUUGGUAUCUGAUUGGACGAGCAUUUUGUCGAUGAGAACAUACAAAACUAUAUAUAUACAGAGGAAAAGUGAAUUAUACAUAUCACUUUAAAAAGUACAACCUCACUGACGGAAAGCGCAACUAAAAUGAUGUUUACCGAUGAGUUAGAAUCGUUUGGAAUAUUUUCGAAUUGUGCCAAUGAGGAUGAUGACUAUGUGCAUGCAGCCAAAGACUCAAAAUUGUGUUUGGAUACCGAUAUCUUGCAAACAAUGUUAGCCACAGAAGACGAAUUGUGUUAUCACGAUCUUUUAUCAAGUGAACUUCCAUCAAUUGUACAUCAGACUGUUGCCAAGCUCUGCUUAUGGUUGAAUUACUCGACAUCGGUUUGUUGGAUGUCAAAUGUGAUAAUAAAACGAUAUUAUCUAGCGAAAACACAAGCUGAACUUGAUCUAGCAUUGAUUUGUGCCUGUGUGUCACUGUGUGCAAAGUAUCAAGAUUCGACGGAACCACAAUAUGAAUAUUUGGCCAUGCAUUGUCAAACAACAGUCGACCAAAUUCACGUUCGUGAAAUUCACGUGUUGGAAACAUUAUCAUGGGAUCUGUGUGUUUAUACACCAUCUGAUUAUUUAUCUCUUAUAUACAAUUCGAUGUCGGCAGAUGAGGAUGAAACAUCGUGUACAAUGAAAAAUUUAAUGAAUGUUGCCAAUGAAAGGCUUUUACUUCUUUAUCAAACAGGAUCACUACUAUUGUCGACAUAUCCUAGUAGCAUUUUAACGCUUUCAUUACUAUUGAUAUUAUCUUUUUCAUCAGAACAUACCGAACAAAUCAUUCUCAACCAAAUUAAAAUGUUUUUAAAACACAAAAAGUCACCGCAACAAUAUAAGGAUCAGGUAUUGCGUUGUGUUCUGUCGUUGAAUGUUGAACUCGUAAAUAAACAGAAAUAUUUGUGCGAUACGUGA